AUACCAAGAAGCGCAUAUGCCAAAUUUUCAAAGAGAACGGCCUACGGACCACGAUUGAAGCCAACAAGCAAACUGUCAACUUCCUUGAUGUCACUUUCAACCUGAGAAAUAACAGCUACCAACCAUUCACGAAACCCAACACAACACUCCAAUACGUGCACCAUGACAGCAACCAUCCACCCACCACCACGAAAAGAAUACCUACCGGAAUCAAUAAAAGGCUAUCGAUGCUGUCAUCUAGCAAAGCUGAAUUUGACCAAGCAACCCCCCCGUACCAAAAAGCCCUUGAUGAAAGCGGAUACAAUUUCACCCUCACCUAUGAACCCACGCCAGGAAACCAGCCAAAAAAGAACAGAAAACGAAACGGCAUCAUCUGGUACAACCCCCCCAUACAGCAAAAACGUCUCAACGAACAUUGGACACAAAUUCCUCAAUCUGAUUGACAAACACUUUCCCAAAGACAACAACCUAAGAAAAGUAUUCAACAAGAACAACAUCAAAUUGAGCUACAGCUGCAUGAACAAUAUACGACAAAUCAUCUCAAACCACAACAAAACAAUUGCAAAUGAGCCGUCGACCCCCAGUCAGAACGACUCCAAAACCAACAAAGCAUGUAACUGUCGAAAGAAACCUGAUUGCCCCCUCUUCGGGGGGUGCUUACAAACAUCAGUUGUCUACCAAUCUAAGAUCCUUCCUGAAACACGAGGCACUGAAGACAGGAGGAAAGAUCGUCUCCUAACUGGAGUGAGAGCGGCAACAGCCACCAGGAGAUGAAGCCGGCUGAUGGAGUGGGUGUGGGGGGGAAGCAGCAGGAAGCCCCCCUACACCAAUAAUUCAAGUUUAAUCUGAGCUCCGCAGGUGUGCACCGAACAAGUGAGCAGAUUUACUCGCCCCAAGUCUAAUGUUAUCACACACAUACACACACACACACACCGAUCUCUGGGAGUGAAGUCUGGUUACAACCGGAAUUACACUGAUUGCCAAAGAGGUCACCCUUGAUAAGAAGGGAAUUGCUACAAAAUUGUGUUUACGUGCUCCGGGUUGAUCGGAAUCGUGCCGAGGCAGCCGCAGGCCUGAAGCCUCUGGACACGCCCCAGAAAAGUGUUGA
Messenger RNA from Nerophis lumbriciformis (worm pipefish), 1108 nucleotides. Lineage: Eukaryota; Metazoa; Chordata; Actinopteri; Syngnathiformes; Syngnathidae. The record is from RefSeq and is a predicted model, not a curated record.